Astyanax mexicanus (Mexican tetra) is the source of this 7101-nucleotide messenger RNA. RefSeq names its product NPHS1 adhesion molecule, nephrin (gene nphs1). The record is from RefSeq and is a predicted model, not a curated record. Bases 300 to 4043 code for a protein of 1247 amino acids. The transcript has 31 exons. Gene Ontology annotation, cellular component: cell-cell junction. Gene Ontology annotation, biological process: cell-cell adhesion. Lineage: Eukaryota; Metazoa; Chordata; Actinopteri; Characiformes; Acestrorhamphidae. Gene Ontology annotation, molecular function: cell adhesion molecule binding.
UCACGGCGCCGGAGCGAUUCGUCGAUGUUUAUUUAACGUCAGCAGUUUUGGUGUAAUUUCUCUCUCCCGCCGCGUCCCCUCCCUUGUGGCACGCCUCCUCUUUGUCAUUGUUGGAAGUGUCAGGGAGCGAAUGCAGGGAAGUCCCACCGGCAUCUUUUCCAUCUGAGGCUGAGAACAUGUUCUAAGCUCGCUUUCUCCUCAGCCGGCGAGACAAAAAGAGCCACUUCUGAGCUCCGGAGCCGCCGCCAACAACGCUCUACAGGACAGUCCAUGGUCUGUGAUUGGAGGAAUCGUCUGUGAUGUCAGCACUGGUCCUUCACGCUUUUAUCCUCCUUCUGUUUGCUGAUUUACAAGGUGUGUGUGGGCAGCAGGCGUUCAGGACGGAGCCCCGUAACCUGACGGUGCGGACGGGGGCCACGGCGCUGCUGAAGUGUGAAGUGCUGAGGGCCUCUGGAAGCGUUCAGUGGGUGAAGGACGGCCUGCUGCUGGGGCCACAGCGGUCCCUGCCCGGCCACCCGCGCUACAGCAUGACCGGAGACCAGGACAGAGGCCAGUACCAUCUGCAGAUUGAAGACGUUCGCCUGGAAGACGACUCCCCCUACGAGUGCCAAGUGGGCCGUUCCAAAACCAGCCGGCCCAUCGUCUCCCGCACCGUGUGGCUGAAUGUGCAGAUUCCCCCUGCAGAGCCGUAUUUUGAGUGGGACGCCGGGAAGCCCUGGGUGGAAGGAGAGGAGUACACGGUGACCUGCAUUGCCCCCGACGCCAAACCAGCCGCUGAUGUCCUUAUUUAUAAAGAUGGAGAUGAACUGACAGAUAUUGAGUCUUUCACGGAGUCGGGCUCAGAGGAUAAACUGCAGAACACUCAUGCUGAAGUUAAGGUUAGGGCACAGCGUUUGGACAACGGCCGGCCCCUGGUGUGUCGAGUGAAGAACCCAGCUAUCUCCCGGGCCCUGGAAACUAAAGUGGUCAUGAACAUCUAUUUCCCACCGCAGGCUCCGGUUAUAGAGGGAUUGAGGAGCCAGGAGGUGAAAGCUGGUACUUCUCUGAGGCUCGUCUGCCUCUCGUAUGGAGGGAACCCCCUGGCUACUCUGCACUGGACCAAGAAUGGAGAGGUGUUAUCCACUAACUGGGAGGUAGACGUGGUCUCUCAGAAGGCCAGCAGUGGAUUGAAUAUGCAGGUACAGCCUGAAGAUAAUGGUGCAGUUCUCUGCUGUGAGAGCGUCAACCAGGUGUCCAGAUCUCCUCAGUCCAUCACUCGUACCCUCACUGUCCUCUUCGAGCCGGCUGAAGUGACCCUGCUGGGCUCUUUCGAGGCGGUGGAGGGGAAUCAGGUGACUCUCUGCUGCCACACGUCCUCCAGCAACCCCCCCGUCCACAUCCGCUGGUGGCUCGGCUUCAAAGAGCUUAACAAUGCAACCGUCACCAUCUCAGAGGGAGAGAACGGUGGGAUGAUGACGAUGUCAAAUCUGACCUAUACCGUGUCCCGAGAGGAGAACAGCCUCCCGCUGACCUGCGAGGCUUUUAACAGAGGAACUCGAUAUUCCAGCAUCAAAUCCCAACCCCUCAGUGUUUACUAUCCUCCUCAGAAGGUGUGGUUGGACGCUCCUCCAGAAGGAACUCUCCUGCGCUCGGGGACGACUGUGCGCCUGGUGUGUUUCUCCAGUGGUGGAAACCCCACCGGCCGCCUGACCUGGAUGAAGAAUAAUAAAACGGUUCAAGUCCCAUCCAAACACGUGGAGUCUGAGCGCGGCGUAUCGCGGGAGUUCCUCCUCACUCUUCAACCCAGCGACAAUUUAGCCACGUACCGCUGCGACGCCACAAACGAGGCCAAGGAAAUACGAUCCGCUCAGAUUAAACUGCUGGUCCAGUUUCCUGCGGUGAGCGUGAAGAUCCUGGUGAAGCAGAAGGAGCUGCGUGCAGGACGAUCCCUCAGUCUGGACUGUCUCGCUGGGAGCAGCAACCCUAAAGCCAAUAUCAGCUGGAGUCUGGGUUCAACCAGGCUGAAUGGAGUGGAGCAGGCCCCCAAGAGGGCGGAGUUUGGUGGCCUGUCCGUCAGCAGCAAACUGACCCUCCCUCUGGGAUCUGAGCAUCACGGUAAACGGGUCAGCUGUCAGGCCUUCAGCAGCCUCCUGUCUGAGGGAGUGAACACCUUCUACGUCCUGAACGUUCUCUUUCCUCCAGAGUUUGCAGAAGAUCAGCCCAGCGAGGUUCAGAUCGUGGAGGACGACACGGCCACUCUACCCAUCAUGGUUUCGGCCAAUCCGGAGGAUUUCACCUGUGAGUGGCUGUUCCACGGCGAGAAGGUGGUUAAAGAUAGGGAUCAUCGCUACCACUUUCCAGAAGGCUGGGCCCUGGAGAUUUGGAACGUGACCCGGCGGGAUGCUGGGAAUUACAGAGUGGAGUGCUCCAACGCCGAAGGGAAGAGGAGCUCCAUCAUCAAACUCGACGUUCAGUAUUCCCCGACGGUGAAGAUGAAGACGGAUCCGGUGUUCGUUAACGUCGGAGACACCGCUGACUUGAUGUGCGAAGCCGACGCCAAUCCCAUCACCCCCGGCAUGUUCUCCUGGAAGUGGAUGGGCGAGGGGGAGGUGGAGGAGCUGGGGGAGCAGAGCGAGGACGGUGCUACAGGACUGUUGACUCUGUACGAGGUGACCCGUGCUCAGGCAGGACCUUACCAGUGCACUGCUGACAAUGAAAUAGCGCCCCCUGGCAGUGUGGUGGGGCAGCUCGUAGUGCGCUUUGCUCCAGAGUUGCAGAAAGGGCCACAGUGGAGGAAGGUGGCCAGCAGGGGGGACGGCAGCACUGAUGUGGACGUUUUGUGUCAGGCAGAAGGUGUCCCACGCGUCACUUUCACCUGGGCCAAGAACAGAGUACCACUGGACUUCCCCAAUCCCAGAUAUCUAGAACGUACAGUGAGGGAGGGGGCCAUCCACACCAGCACCCUGACUGUGGUUAAUGUGAGCGCAGCUCUGGAUUACGCCAUUUUCACCUGUACAGCCCGAAACAGCCAGGGGGAGGACAACCUGGACAUCCAGCUCCUCAGCACCAGUUACCCGGAUCCUCCCUCAGACCUGAAGCUGCUGAGUGUUGCCUCCGACUCAGUAACUCUGGAGUGGAUGCCCGGCUUCGACGGAGGCCUGAUCCAGAACUUCCGCGUCAGGUAUCAGUGGGCGGAGUCUGCAAGUUACCUGUACGUGGACGUCUUUCCUCCGAGAUCCACCGUCUACACCGUCACUGGUCUGAAACCAGUCACUGCCUACAACUUCUCCGUUAACGCCAUUAACUCAAUGGGGGAGAGCAGCUACGCUGACAACGGAGCAAAACUCACCGUCACCACUCUGGAUGUUGAGCCGGAUCCCGGAGGCGAGGCUGGUGGAGGAGCUCCGGACGGGGCUGGUAAAGACGCCGGCGUGCCGCUCUACGCCGUGGCCGUGCUGGUCGGGGGUCUCCUCCUGCUGCUGAACGCGGUGGGAUUCUUUCUAUUCAUCCGGCGAUGGAGGAGGAGGAAGAAGAAGGGGAAGGGGCGGGGCCUAAAAGAGGGGGCAGACGGCAUUUCGGAGGAGAAGAAGAGCGAGAGCGAGGGGUCAUCAGUGAGCAGCUCGAGUCGUUACGCGAGCAGAGAGCGGAUCAACGCUUCGGCCCAGCGAACCCUGCUCAUCGAUACCAGCUCUGAUCCGGACAGCAGCGGCAGCGCCUACGAAAGUUACGGAGGGAAGAGCUCUCACUACUAUUACCCCACUGAGGCCUACAGCCCGGCUCUGUACCCCCACCCCGAGAGUCCUGAGGAACCGGGUAGCAGAUAUGGUUUAAACCCACUCAGCCACGAGUACGAGGAGGUCCGAGACUGGAGGACAUACGACGACCUGCAAGCGUCCACACUUCCUCCUGCUACUGUCCAGAGCAGGACAUCACUUCCUGCCUAUGAGGUUGGGUGGAGAGGAGCAUCUGAUUUGGACCCAACGAGUUCAGUCUAUAAUUCUACAGCUUACAGACGCAGGAAAGACUCGGAUUUGCCUUUUGAGCUGAGGGGGGAGCUGGUUUAAGAGCUAGCAAAAAUGCUAGUCACUUCCUGUACAUGAAUAUUCUAUCACUGCUUGGAUUUGUGUUUUAUUUAUCUUUUUUAUAUAUAAACCUAAAUGAUAUUACAUUAUAUGUUAUUCGCUUAUUUUGUAUUUUGUAUUUGGAUUAUUGGCUCAAAAGUAUAUAAAAACACUGCAAAAAAAAAAACACUCUUAGCAAGUGAAAUUAUCUCAUUUUUAGGAAGUAAAUCUUAUUUUUCCAUUAGAAUAAUCUGUACUACUAAAGAUAGUUAGUGUAAGAUAUUUUGCUUAUUUUAGAAAUAAUGAUAUGAAUCACACUUAACUAGAAUUUCCAUCUUAUUUAAAGUCAUUUAGAAAUCAAAAUAAACACAAAAUAUCACCAGUCAGGUUAUCCUAAUUCUUUUUUUUUUUUUUUCCAAAUGUAAUCCAAUAUAUCAGUGAUUUUUCUUGAUUUUAGUCUUGAUUUUGGCCAGAAUAUUAUUAUUUUAUUUUGCAGUUUCUGUUAUUAUAUUCAUUCAUAAUUUUGUUUCUUGUUUGAAAUUGUUAUUUUUACUUUUCUUUAUUAUUUUUUUACACGUCAAUAUAUUUUCUCGUAUUUGUGCAUGUUCUGUUUUAUAAUUGAUAUCAAUGCUGCUCUUAUUUUUACAUUCUUAUUAUUUUACUUUUUCUUGCUUUUCUUACUAAUUUAAUCCUAGUUUGUUCAUUUUAUCCUGAAAUGCAUUAGUGAUCUAUUCCCUUGAAUGUUUUUUUUUUAUAUUGUUUAAUUUUCUAAAUUUACCUUUAUUGAUUUAAGUUGAUCAUGUUUUAUUAUUUUUUUUUUCAAUCUCUGUCUGUCAUCAGUACUCUCCCUAAAAACAUUAAAUAAAUAAAAAAUGAGACACUAAAAUAUAAGACAUUCUCAACUGUAACCUCGGAGAUACAUUCAUAAUUAAAAUUGCACUGCUGAGGUAAAUGUCUGAAUGGAAUUGCACUGCUUAGGUACAUUAAUGUUUAAAAUUGCAUUGCUAAAAAAAAUAUAGGACUUUAGUAGCACUGCUGAGGUGCAUUAAUAAUUAAAAAUGCAAGCUAAGGUACAUGUAUGACUAGAAAUAAACUGCUGAGGUACACUCAUUAUUAAAAUUUUACUGCUGGUGUAAAUGUAUAACAGGAAUAGUACUGCUAAGGUACAUGUAUGAUUGGAGUAGCACCACUGAGGUACAUUCAUAAUUAAAUUUGCACAGCUUAAAGUACAUGUAUGAAUAGAAUAACAUUGCUGAGGUACAAUCAUAAUUAAAAUUAAACUGCUGAGGUAAAUAUAUGGCUGGAAUCGCACUGCUGAGGUACACUCACAAUUAGAAUUGCACUGCUGAGGUAAAUGUAUAAUGGGAAUAGCACUGCUGAGGUACAUGCAUGAAUGGAACAGCACUGCUGAAUAGCACUCAAAUAAAAUAGCACUGCUCAGGUACAUCAUUUAUAAAUACAAUUGCAUUGCUAAGAAAAAUGUAUGUCUGAAAUAGCACAGCUGAGGUACACAUAUUUAAAAUUAACCUGCUGAGGUACACGUAUGACUAGAGUAGCACUACUAAGGUAAAUUCUUAAUUAAAAUUGCAUUGCUAAGGUAAAUGUAUAGCUGGAAUAGCACUGCUCAGGUACACUCAUAAUUAAAAUUGCAUUGCUGAGAAAAAUGUAUGACUGGAAUAGCACUUCAUAAAUAUAAUUGCACUGCUGAGGUAAAUGUAGUGGGCUUUGGCUAAUCUUCAUUAAUUAUUUUAAACUCUAUUUUUGUAGUUGCUAUUAUUUGAAAAUAAAACAGUUAAAGUUAAUGAAAAAAGUAGAAGUAAAAAAAAGUAAAAUAAUAGUUACAAAGUGGGAAAAUGUGAGAAACACUUCCACGAGUCUACACAAGGGGGCUCCAUGCACUCUUCUUCCUGAUCAUCUUCUCUGUUGACAAACAGAAUUGUGUUUAGAUGAUUAUUUGUCCUUUUUUAUUGUGUAUUUUUAUUUAUUUUUUGUUGUUGUUGUUAGUCAGGGGCUCACUAUCGUUUCCUGUGUUCAGACUCUGCGUGGGCACGGAACCUGCUCUUAUUGUUGUCUGAGAGCUCGAUCCUGGUCGCUGUGUCCGGGGAGGAAAAGCGCUGAUGUAAGAACCGAACCAAAGGAAACAGACGUUCAGAGGAAGCCUCCCUGCAGCCGUCUGGCCUCGGGAGAGACCACCUCAUCCCACCCAACUACACCCAACUACACCCAUCUACACCCACGUCCCCCUCAACCAGCAACCUCUUGCACUUCUGACUGAUUGUCCAGCUUCACUGCCCCAAGCUUGGACAGCCUAGUUGAAGACAUGAAGCCCCCAUUCCAGACCCCUACCCCAAACCACCCCAAGCCCAGCCAAUACACUUAUAUAUUAUAUAGAUGUAUUACACACACAGAGUGAUCUAUUUUAAGCUUUUAUUGAUUUUAUUGUUGAUGAUUUCGAAGCUUACAGCCAAUUAAAACCUACAAAUCAGUGUCUCAGAAAAUUUGAAUAUUAUAUAAAAGACCAAUUGGUACUUUUGGCAGUGUGGGCAGUGUGCCAAAUCCUGCUGGAAAAUGAAAUCCUCAACUUCAGAAACGUUGCGAGCAGAGGGAAGAGUGCUGUAAGAUUUUGCAGGGAAAUAAUAAUUUUAAAAUAACAGUGAAUAAAAUAUAAAAAUAUGUAUAAAUAAAAAUAAUAAUAUAACUUGGUUUAAUUGAUAAGAAAUUAAGGUCGAAAGAAAUAUGAUUAAUACAGCAAAAUCAGUUAACAUUAAGGUAAAACUAAACCCAAACUAAAAAUAAUAAUAUAAAUACAUAAAAAAAUUAUUAAUAAUAAUAAUAAUAAUAAGAAGAAGAAGAAGAAGAAGAAGAAGAAGAAGAAGAAGAAAAAGAAUAAUACAAACUAUUACAAAUAAAAUAAUGAAAGAAAUUAAAAGAAAAUAAGGAAAUAAAAGAAAUAAAAAGGUAAGACAUAAAAGUUAAGAAUAAUUAAGACUAAGUUAAACAGGCAUAGGCUGUCUGAAAGUGGUUAGUGUUUACUGUAGUGAAUCAUCAACGAUAAAAUAUA